CAUUUAAACCUGUGAAAGCUGAUUUAGAAGUACUUCAAUUGCAAUGGUCUUUAAAUGUGAUAAACUGAACUGGAAUAUUUUGGAGUCGAUGUGGCUUUUCUUUGUUUGAGAGCAAAAGCUGUUUUAGAUGGCACCUUUCUCAGAGUUCAGCUAGCCCUUGAGGAGAGUACAAGUGGACCAUGAUGUAAUGUCUGUCAUACGAAUUCAGUUGCUUUUCAAAGGCGUUAAAGAGAUAAGUGUAGCUAAAGUUAUGAUGCCCUCUAGGAACUACUAGCAGUGCACUAUCUCUGUGACCCUGAAUCAGCAAGCAACAGAAUAAGCAGUUCGCCGACCUUUUCUCCUGCCCUUGUUGCAUCGGUCCGUUGACAUGGAAGCCCGAGGAAAGUACGAUUUCAAUGGCACAGCAGAGGAUGAGCUCAGCUUUCGCAGGGGUGACAUUCUGAAGAUCCUUGGAUCUCAAGAUGAAUGGUUCAAGGCCGAAAUGCAUGGACAUGAGGGCUACGUGCCUAAAAACUAUGUCGACAGGCAGUUACCUAUCUGGUUCCAGGAGACUGCUAGCCGUAACUCGGCCGAGGAGAUGCUCAUAUCUCGAGAGGUCGGAGCCUUCCUGAUCCGAGGGAGCCAGAGUUCACCUGGAGACUUCUCCAUCUCCGUCAGACAUGAGAUUGACGUGCAGCAUUUUAAAGUCAUGAAGGACAAUAAGGGCAGUUAUUACCUGUGGGCAGAGAAGUUCACCUCCCUGAACAAACUGGUAGACUUCUACAGAACCUCCUCCAUCUCUAAACAGCGGGAGAUCUACCUGCGGGAUGGCAGUAGAGAUGAACCCAGACCUUCAGCACCUCAGCCGGUUAAGAGGAGCAGCUUUCCUGAGGACCGGCCACAAAGGGGGGGCUACGGAGGCCCACCCAGCUCAGCAGGACACCGGCGAUCAGCAGAGCCCACUCACACUCAGCAGAAUAAGAGAGGCAGUUUGGAGGAAAGAACUCAGAACAUGGGCUUGUCAGGCAGGAACAGUCCUGUCAGCAGUGUUCCAGCCCCUCGACGAACGCCUGACACCACACCUGCUCCGAGGUCAGCCAUGCAGGUGAGGGCAUUGUAUGACUUCACAGCAGAAGAAGAUGACGAACUAGGCUUUAACACUGGUGAUGUCAUCGAAGUCCUGGACCGCUCAGACACGUCGUGGUGGCGUGGACUUCUCCGUGGUCAUACUGGCCUCUUCCCAGCCAACUACACGGUUCAGAUCUGACCCAGGCUGCUUGGGUCAGCUGCACCAUCACCUGACCAAACAGUGCCUUGAGAAUGCAUAAUGAAGACUGAAUCACUUUUACAAAGUUGGAAACUUCAUUGUCAUUACUGGUGACAAGGAUGUGGAGUAAGAAGUAAAGAAACUACAGGUUAACCGCUCAUUACUAUAAUGAGCUGGGUAAUUAAAUAUGUAUCUAAUGACAUACAUAUUUGUACUUUGAUCAAAUUAGGUACUAUUAUAAUUAACUUUCUUAUGUCAAACCAAUAUAUAAUGCAAGCAUAGUAGUGGGAUUUUAUUUGUAGGCAUCAUUUUAUUUUUUACAUCACAAAACAACAAAUAUAUAAUAUUAAUAUUCAAUAUAACCAUACAAUAGCUAUAAUGCAGUCCUAAUAUUGCCUCAGGCUAUGUGGAACUACACUUAAACUCAUGGUUUAAACAAUUUUUAUAUGUAUUUUUUAAGUUUCUCAAUUAAAACUGAUGA
This is a messenger RNA of Electrophorus electricus (electric eel), 1727 nucleotides long. Lineage: Eukaryota; Metazoa; Chordata; Actinopteri; Gymnotiformes; Gymnotidae. The record is from RefSeq and is a predicted model, not a curated record.